AUGUUUGGCUUUGAUGGUAAUUUUCUCAGAGGGAUUGCACUGAAGGGUAACCCUUAUUCGUUGGCUUUUACCGAGUCAGGUGACCUCCUUUUCCGUGUUUCUCUUGACUUGUUGAACAGCAGAAUCGCUCACUUUACUGAAAAUGGUCAGUUUGUCACAUGCAUCGGUGAUGAAGAUGUAAAGGAUCCUUUGUACGUAUCUGUUAUCAGUGAUGGUCAACUUCAACUUCAACUUUCAACUUCAAAUUUAUUCAUUCACUUUCAAUUUACAAUUUAUUACACGAUAGCUUCCACCCGCGUAUAGGAGAACCUAAUCGAGGCGGGGGAAGAGACACACAAAUUUAAAGAAAGAAAAGAAAAAAAGAACUAUUUUGCAAACAGUACCAGCUGUCGCAAAAUAAAAACUAUAGUAUGUAUUAAGCUAAUUUAAUUGUAAUAUGAUUUACACAGAGAAUAUAAAUGUAGUUGUGUUCCUGAGCUAGUUAAAUUUAAGUUGAUGCAUGAUUUCAGUGAUUUCAAGAUAGUUAUCAGAUUUAGAUAAAAUUUCAAAGAGCUUAUUCCUUAUCUUUUUCCGAAAGGCAGAUUUUGGUAAGUUUCUCAUAUCUGAGGGUAAAGAAUUCCAGAUUUUUGGUCCAACUCUUAGAAAAGAACUACGCAUUUUUUCAAGCCUUGAGUGUUCGGUUUAGAAAUCAUCAUUGAGAGAAGAUCGGGUAGGAUAUGAGUGCACCUCAGAAAUCCUAGUAAAGGCUCUCUUGAUAUUUUCAGUUGCAGAAUUGUUAGCAACGUCCCACAUGAUACUACAAAGACAAUCAAAGUAAAUAAAGGAUAGGGGAAAGACUUUUGAUUUUAAGAAAAAUGGUACAGCAUGUUGCUUAUAAUCCGUAAAGUAAAUCAGGCGUAGGGCUCGUUUUUGAAUUAAGAGUAUCUUAUUUAAAUAAGUUUUAGGUGCAGAGCCCCAAGCACAGAUGCCAUAAUAAAGAUAGGGGUUGAUAAGGGCUUGAUAGAUAUUUAAGAGGGGACGUAAUGGAAUACUAUGUCUAAGCUUUGCUAGAAUUCCCACGGUUCUACUUAUCUUUAAACAGAUUAGAUUAAUAUGGUUUUUCCAGGAAAGUUCAUAAUCAAUCAGAACACCAAGGUAUUUGACAAAAUCUUUCUUUUCUAGCUGGAUCAUAAGCUUUGAUGGAGGGAUUAUAUGUUAAACAUUUCUGCCGAGGACGGAAAAGCACGUAAUUAGCGACAAGAGAAUCAAAGUUCUUACAACUGAUGGAAAAAACUCACCUCGGUCGUUCAAAGCCCCGGAUUGUGAUGAAACUCAUGUCUGUGUCGUUUAUCACCAGGAGAAAUUCUUUGCUUCCUUUUCUUCUGCUUGUCGAGUCGUGGUAUUUAACGAAGCAGGGGAGUAUAUACAUGACAUUGGAAGCGAAGGAUCUGGUGAGGGACAGUUCUCGAAUCCCACUGGUCUCGCUAUUGACAAGUUUAGCCGUUUGAUCGUUUGCGAUGCGGGAAACAAGAGAUUGCAGCUUUUCACUCUUGAAGGAAAGUAUAUCACUCAGAUAGCUGGAAGAUUUUUUAAGGGAGGUCGUCCUCGUUAUGCUGUCAUCUAUAAUACUGGAUAUUUGUUUGUUACUGAUUCUUAUCGAGACUGUGUCUAUGUUUUCCAUUAG
Porites lobata is the source of this 1663-nucleotide messenger RNA. The record is from the annotation of a GenBank genome assembly. Lineage: Eukaryota; Metazoa; Cnidaria; Anthozoa; Scleractinia; Poritidae.